AGGUCCCAGACCCAAGCUGACCGGUCUCUGCCCACUCCUCCUCAGCGGCGACAAGGUCACACAACCAACCAAGGCCGGCCGCCGCCAUGGCUUCGCCGGAGACCAGUAGCCGGCGACGGCAGCUAGGACCUCCACCUCCGCCCGCUGCCUCUCGCCGAGGCGGUUCCACUCGGUGGCUUUGUGCUCUGCGGAACAGCAAGAGCCAAGAGGUAAACCAGAAAAGCGGGAAAGGGAUAAGGAAACCAUCUCAGAGAGAAAAGCCGAUGCCUUAUUCGGUAACCUUUGAAUCAGCUCGCUGCUGCCGGUGCCCGAUUCCUUGCCUACUAAUUCCUUUCCUUGUUGUUCACCAAAGGGCCUGCUAUGGGAGGACACCAAGCAUAGGUAUACAUGCCUUGCUUCACCCUAGAAAAACAGAAUGCGUGUGCCCUGAGAUGCCAUGCCUUGCACCAACAUAGGUUCGGCAAAGUAUCAGCUCACCAAUGCCAAUACCACGCAAUGGAUGAUCCCACACCUAUUUCUGCUUGCAACCGCCUGCAUCACCGGGUCUAUAAGUACCUCCCUAUCCUCUUCACCCAAACAUCGACAACACCUGCGCCUGCAAUCAUCUGGCUGGUCUUGUGUUUCACCAAUCUCUGCCUCCCUGCUCUCUCGCUCGCAACUGCAAUCAUCUGCGCCCUUGAUUUCAGCAUGGAGGUAGCCAUAGGUGCGGCGCGAUGGGUGGUGGGCAAGGCGCUGGGCCCUGUCGCCGACGGCUUGCUGGAGGCGUGGGCUGCCAGCAAGGAGCUAGGCCCUAACGUUGACGCGCUAAAGAUGGAGCUUCUCUAUGUGCAGGGGAUGCUCAACAACUCCCGCAGCCGGAACAUUGACAACCCUGCACUUAACGUGCUGCUGCAGAAGCUGCGGGACCUCGCGUACAGUGCCGAGGAUGUGCUGGACGAGCUCGACUACUUCCGUAUCCAGGACCAGCUCGACGGCACCUACGAGGCCGCCGACGAGCAUGCCAGGGGCUGCGUGUGCAAUCUCUACCUCAACGCUCAUCACACCGCUAGAGCUGCUGGCAAACUGCUCUGCUUCUGUCCAUUUUUGCGUACGGCUAGCCGUGUUGAUCCAAGCGAGCCAAGGGAAGAAGAUACAAGGCAACAAGUACUCUGCUGCGCUUGGCCAUGUGCCAAGCAGCGGAGUGCACGCUCAAACACCCCGUCAGCGCCACACAACCACCAGGCCAACGAAGAGGUCAGAAGAUGCAUGCGCAAGCUCGCUUCUGGUGCUUGCAACACCAUCCGUCAUGUUGGUAAACUCCUCCAUUGCUCAUCCCUCCCAACUCAUGAUGAUGAUAGUUCUGUCAUGCCAGUCAUUUGCGGUGCCUGCAAGCACAAGGCAUCCCUGAAAAAGCAUGUGAAAGAAACUCCAAAACUAGAGUUUGAUAGGGUGGAUCUGUCUAAAAGAAUGAAGCAUAUUGUAGAGCAACUGCAGCCAGUAUGUGCAAAGGUCAAAGCCAUUCUUAAUCUAGAGUUGUUGGGUUCUAGCCAUACUACCGCCCCAAGCAUUGCCAAGAGUCCAUCCACCACCACCUCUGACAUUAUAGAGUCAACACUGUACGGGAGAGAAACUGCGAAGAAGAGCAUCAUAGAUAGUAUUACUCAUGUUAAAUAUAGUGACAAAGACCUAACUAUCCUGCCAAUUGUUGGUUCGGGUGGCAUAGGGAAGACAACUCUCGUACAACACAUAUAUCACAGCCAAGAAGUGCAAAAGCAUUUUCAGGUCAAGGUCUGGAUAUGUGUAUCUCAGAAUUUCAUUGUUAAUAAGCUGACUGAAGAGAUUGAAAAAGCAAUACCUAGUGUGGAAGGUGAAAAAGGGGGUAGAGCAGAAGUGUUAAUUGAACAGAGAUUAAAUUCUAAAAGGUUUCUGCUUGUAUUAGAUGAUAUUUGGAAGUGUGAAUCUGAGGACUGGGAAAGGCUUUUAGUACCACUCAGAAAAGGGCAGACAAAGGGCAAUAUAAUUUUAGUGACAACUCGGUUUCCAGCUGUAGCAGAAAUUGUUAAAACAACUGAUAGUUCAAUAGAUCUGAAGGGCUUAGAACAAGGAGUGUUUACAGACUUUUUUCGAGCAUGCAUUUUUCGCGAUAAGCAAUCACAAAAAGAUCAUCAUGGGCUACUUGAGAUUGGGGAUAAGAUAGCAGAAAAGCUAAAGGGAUCCCCUCUUGCAGCAAAAACUGUAGGUAGAUUAUUGAGAAACCACCUUGAUGUGUAUCAUUGGAAUAGAGUCCUAGAAAGUAGAGAAUGGGAAAUGCAGACCGGUGAGCGUGACAUUAUGCCUGCAUUGAAACUUAGCUAUGAUUAUCUGUCUUUUCAUCUGCAGCAAUGUUUUUCUCGUUGUGCUUUAUUUCCUGAAGAUUACAAGUUUAACAGUGAAGAGCUCAUUCAUUUCUGGAUAGGACUGGAUAUUUUGCCUUCUGGUGAUCGAAAUAAAACAGUUGAAGAUUUAGGUGUGGACAUUUUAAAUGAUUUGGUCAACCAUGGAUUUUUCAAAAAAGAUGAAACUGGCGGGCAUCCAUAUUAUAUCAUUCAUGACCUGCUGCAUGAUUUAGCUUUGAAGGUUGCAUCUCAUGAAUGUCUUAGUUUGCAUCACUCUAAUGUAAGAUCAGUAGAAAUUAGGCCAUCUAUCCGUCACUUGUCGAUCAUAAUAGAUGAUCCAGAUGAUAGUAAUGGAAUUACUGAUGAGACCUUUAAGAGUGAGUUGAGGAAACUUAAGACAAAAUUGAAGGUUGAAAACUUGCAAACAUUAAUUAUAUUUGGAGGAGAAGAUGAAAGCUUUGUCAGCAUAUUUGGUGAUCUGUUCAUGGAAGCAAAUGCUCUCCGUGUUCUUUGUUUGCCCACAUUGUCAUAUCCCCUGGAAUCCAUGUUGCAUAACUUUUCAUCACUUCGUCACCUACGAUUCCUAAAGCUAGGGACUUCAAUCAGCCAGAUGCAUUUACCAACAACCUUAUCCCGAUUUUAUCAUUUGAAGAUAUUGGAUCUACAAGAAUGGGAUGGUUCUUUACUUUUACCUAGAGACAUGAGUAACCUUGCAAAAUUGUGCCAUUUUCUUGCCCAAUAUGAUGAUGUUCAUUCGGGUAUUUAUAAUGUCGGGAAACUAAAACUCUUACAGGAGUUAAAGGUUUUUGCAGUCAAUAAAGAAAGUGAAGGGUUUGAACUAAAUCAACUAGAGCAUCUCAACGAGAUAAGAGAGCUUGGGAUUUAUAACCUUGAGAAAAUACACACCAAAGACAAAGCAGUUGAAGCAAAACUGAUAGACAAAAACUACUUGCACAAGUUAACAUUAUGUUGGGAUAGUGAGCGGUCCAAUAUUGAACCCGAUGUGGAAGCAGUGGUUCUAGAGAGCCUUCAACCACAUAGAAAUCUUCAAGAGUUGUGCAUUAGAGGACACAGAGGUCCUUGUCCAGCGUGGUUGGGUGAUAAUCUCGUUGUUGAGGCUCUACAGACUCUUUGUCUUGUUGGUGUUUCUUGGUGUGUUUUUCCUUCUUUGGGGAAGACGUGGGAUCUUCGUGAACUAACAGUGGAGAAUAUUGCCACAAUAAAGGAGUUUAGUCUAGAGCAAAGCUUUUGCAAGAUAGUAAAGCUUACACUCAUGGACUUAGAAAAUUUUGAAAAAUGGGUACCACGGGCCACUCAUUUGUUCUCGUGUUUGCAAGUACUGAUUAUUAAAAAUUGCCCUAAACUCUUGGAGUUGCCAUGUUCAAGCCACAUUGUUUACCCACUGAAACAAGACUGGAACAUAGAUUGGUUUCCCAAACUACAAAAACUCAGGAUAGAAAAUUGCCCUGGAGUCUUCCUACUGCCUCCUAUCCCUUGGACUCAUACUUUGAGCAACGUCUCGAUAAGUGGUGUGGGAUCAAAGCUACCAAACCAGUUAGUCUACUCUAGAGUAGCAUUAAAAAUUACUGGAAAGGAUGGUAUGCAUAGCUUAGGUCAGCUGUUACUAUUCAGUGGACUAACAGAACUUCAGGAAUUGGAAGUUAAUGCAAAGGAUGGUAUGCACAACUUGGAUCAGCUGUUACUGUUCAGUCAACUAACAGAACUUCAGGAGUUGGAGAUAGAAAAUUGCCCACCUUUGAAGCUGGAGCAUUUUCUAAUGCUAACCUCAUUGAAGAGAUUGUGGGCAUGGUCGUCAAAUCUUGGGGUGGUGGCAUCAGAAGUUCAGAGUGGUGUCGAAUGGCAGCAUCCUUGUCACACCCUGAUUUUCAUGGCACAACACUUAAGAUGAUAAAUCAUGAUAAAGUGUGGUUUGACAAAAACUUUUGCAUUAUUUGACUUUUUAUUUGAGUUGGUUUUCUCUCUGUGUUUUUCAAGUGCUCUUAAAAAGUCAACAUAGCUUCGCCUUCUAUACUUCAUCUCC
This is a messenger RNA of Triticum aestivum (bread wheat), 4395 nucleotides long. Its product is annotated as putative disease resistance protein RGA4. Gene Ontology annotation, biological process: defense response to other organism. Lineage: Eukaryota; Viridiplantae; Streptophyta; Magnoliopsida; Poales; Poaceae. Bases 388 to 4263 code for a protein of 1291 amino acids. The transcript has 3 exons. Gene Ontology annotation, molecular function: ADP binding. The record is from RefSeq and is a predicted model, not a curated record.